Mus caroli (Ryukyu mouse) is the source of this 5458-nucleotide messenger RNA. The record is from RefSeq and is a predicted model, not a curated record. NCBI's taxonomy places the organism in Eukaryota, Metazoa, Chordata, Mammalia, Rodentia, Muridae.
CCUCGGACUGCCGCCUGUGAGGCAGCUCCCCAGGGAGCCUGGGCAGUGCUCUGCUGGCUGCCCGGUGCAGGGCUGGAGCCCUCUCUAGCCAGUGUGGCUGAGAAGCAAUCAUCACUUCCCCCAGUCACAGGAGCGGCCCAUCCACAUCCAGGCUUCUUUCUUGAGCAGAGGGAGUAACUCCUGUUGGGGCAGCUUUGACUGAGCUCUACAGCUAAGGCUUGUACACCAGCCCCCUCGUCUGCAGAGCCUUCGGGGGGUCAUUUCUCAGCUGCUGGAUUUGAGAGAAAACCAAAACAAAAAACAAAACAAAACAAAACUGCGAGAACAGAGCAGAGUGUGGAGCCUUGUAAACUUUGGAGGCGGGGACAUUUUCUUGAAGGGUGGCCCCAAAUCUACACUGUUCUCGGGCUAGUGGCAAAGCCUAUUGGUGGGACACCAGCCACAAGGCCAACAGCAAGGACCUACGACCGUCAUGGAAUCCAUGUUGACAGCAUCCAGUUCUCCCACAGGCCGGGUUACCUUCUCCCGUGUCUUCGGCCAGCAGUGCCAGCUGAUGGAAGCAGCGGUGCAGUCAUUGCACACCCUAAAUGACCAGAUUUCCCAUUUCAUUGUUACCAAGUCGAAGGCACUGGAGGAAGACGAUGACCCCUUUCUACCCACGGAGAAAGAGACACUGAAGAACUCGAUGAUAUUGAUGAGACAUCUCUUAAUGGAUGCCCAGGCCAAAAUCCUGAGCAUGAUGGAAGACAAUAAGCAGCUCGCGCUCCGCAUCGAUGGGGCGGUCCAGUCGGCCAGCCAGGAGGUGACCAACCUGCGAGCCGAACUCACGGCCACCAACCGGAGACUGGCGGAAUUGAGCGGCGGAGGCGGCGGCCCCGGCUCGGGCCCGGGAGCUGCGACCAGCGCCUCGGCAGCAGCGGUGACGGUGGCUGACUCGGCAGUGGCGACCAUGGAAAACCAUCAGCACGGAGCUCAAGUGCUCCUGCGGGAGGAAGUGGUCCAGCUUCAGGAGGAAGUGCACCUUCUCCGGCAGAUGAAGGAAAUGCUGGCGAAGGACCUGGAGGAGUCUCAGGGCGGCAAGUGCUCUGAGGUCCUCUCAGCCACUGAGCUCCGGGUGCAGCUGGUACAGAAGGAGCAGGAACUGGCCAGAGCCAAAGAAGCCUUGCAAGCCAUGAAAGCUGACCGGAAGCGCUUAAAGGGCGAGAAGACUGACCUGGUGAGCCAGAUGCAGCAGCUGUACGCCACGCUGGAGAGCCGCGAGGAGCAGUUGCGAGACUUCAUCCGGAACUAUGAGCAGCACCGCAAAGAGAGUGAAGACGCUGUCAAAGCGCUGGCCAAGGAGAAGGACCUGCUGGAGCGAGAGAAGUGGGAGCUUCGACGGCAGGCCAAGGAGGCCACAGACCACGCUGCGGCGCUGCGCUCCCAGCUGGACCUCAAGGACAACCGCAUGAAGGAGCUGGAGGCAGAGCUUGCCAUGGCCAAACAGUCCUUAGCCACUCUGACCAAGGAUGUCCCCAAGAGGCAUUCCCUCGCCAUGCCCGGUGAGACGGUGCUCAAUGGCAACCAGGAAUGGGUGGUGCAGGCUGACCUCCCACUGACUGCUGCCAUCCGGCAGAGCCAACAGACUCUCUACCACUCCCACCCUCCCCACCCUGCAGACCGGCAAGCAGUCAGGGUGAGCCCCUGCCACUCAAGACAGCCCUCCGUCAUCUCUGAUGCUUCUGCCGCUGAAGGUGACCGGUCAUCAACACCAAGCGACAUCAACUCCCCAAGACACCGGACACACUCCCUCUGCAACGGCGACAGUCCCGGCCCAGUUCAGAAGAGCCUACACAACCCUAUUGUACAGUCACUAGAGGAUCUUGAAGACCAAAAACGGAAAAAGAAGAAGGAGAAGAUGGGAUUCGGCUCCAUCUCUCGAGUCUUCGCCAGAGGGAAGCAACGGAAGUCCCUCGACCCGGGCCUCUUUGAUGACUCCGACAGCCAGUGCAGCCCCACACGCCACAGCCUCAGCCUGUCUGAGGGAGAGGAGCAGAUGGACCGUCUGCAGCACGUGGAGCUGGUGAGGACCACGCCCAUGUCGCACUGGAAGGCUGGCACAGUGCAGGCCUGGCUGGAGGUGGUGAUGGCCAUGCCCAUGUACGUCAAGGCCUGUGCAGAAAAUGUCAAGAGUGGGAAGGUGCUUCUCAGCCUGAGUGAUGAGGACCUGGAGUUGGGCCUGGGAGUGUGCAGCUCCUUGCACAGGCGCAAGCUCCGCCUGGCCAUUGAGGACUACCGAGAUGCUGAGGCGGGUCGCAGCCUGUCCAAAGCUGCCGACCUGGACCAUCACUGGGUGGCCAAGGCCUGGCUGAAUGACAUUGGCCUGUCCCAGUAUUCCCAGGCCUUCCAGAACCACCUGGUCGAUGGGAGGAUGCUGAACUCACUGAUGAAGCGGGACCUGGAGAAACACCUGAACGUGUCCAAGAAGUUCCACCAAAUUAGCAUCUUGCUGGGGAUUGAGCUGCUGUACCAAGUGAACUUCAGCAGGGAGGCUCUCCAGGAGCGCCGAGCCCGCUGUGAAACACAGAACACAGACCCUGUGGUCUGGACCAACCAGCGGGUGCUCAAGUGGGUGCGCGAUAUCGACCUGAAGGAGUAUGCAGACAAUCUGACCAAUAGCGGUGUCCAUGGUGCUGUGCUGGUCCUGGAGCCCACGUUCAAUGCUGAGGCCAUGGCCACCGCCCUGGGCAUCCCCAGCGGAAAGCACAUACUCAGAAGACACCUGGCAGAGGAGAUGAGCACCAUCUUCCAUCCAUCCAACUCCACAGGCAUCCGGGAGUCUGAGCGCUUUGGGACACCACCUGGCAGGGCCUCCAGCAUCACCAGAGCUGGGAGAGAGGACAGUGGGGGCAAUAGCAAGCACAGAGCUGGCCGGCUGCCCCUGGGGAAGAUAGGAAGGGGCUUCAGCAGCAAAGAGCCCGAUUUCCAUGAUGACUAUGGCUCUCUGGAGAACGAGGACUGUGGGGAUGAGGACCUCCAAGGCAGGCCCGAACAGUGCCGUCUGGAGGGAUACGGCAGCUUGGAGGUCACCAACGUGUAAGAAAGCCGUGUGACUCAACUCCAGAAGAGAGCAGGGAGAAGGAACAGCCCAAUGUCCCAGAGCCGUCCAUCCCUACUGUACAGCAUGACCGGAAGCUGAGGACAGACAGGGUGUCAGAAAAGAGUUCCCAGAGACGGUCACAAUAUCCAGGGGGCACCAAGGACAGAGAAUGCCCACCUAGGUGUCUUGUAUCUCUGAGGAAGUAUCACCCAGCCACGCGCGACCCAGCAGGUGGCCCUGGGGCUGCUGUUCAAAGUACAAGUCAGGUGCCGCUGGUAUUUUACACUGGUCAAGGAGGGGCAGUCCGUCUUUGGGCCUGGAACACCCUGCUAAGAGGAGCAGGGAAACCCCCAGCCUACCUUGGCAAAGCCAGGGCCGCUGGGAUCCCAUGGCAAAGCCAGCCAACAGCGGCCAGGUGGUGAUUGCUGACUGUCAGCCCACUGGGCAGAGAACUUGAAUUCUGACCUCACUCACUCCGGAAGGAGGCAGAACGACCUGGGCAUCCCUUCCACUUUAAGGGUGGACAUGUUGGGAGCAGGAGGGGGAUCUCUGCAGGGCACAGGGGCCUGACAGCAGCAGCCCUAGGGGCUACAGAUAUCCUGUCACCAAAAUGAAUGUGACUUCAAGAGUGGGAGGGGGGUGGUUGCUGUGCUCUGUCCCAAACAGCUAUUCCAAGUGUGCACAUGGCAUGGGAGACAGCCUGUCAUUAACCCGACAAACCUCUCUUGUGAUGUCCCUGUCAGAAGAGGCAGGUAAGCUCACCCAUGAGCUAACAGAGGUGCAAAUCCUACAAAACAAGGUCACCCCGGUUGUCAGAGUGACCCUUUCUAGCCGCUGUCCUGAUCUGCCAGUGUUUUGCUGUGUGGCUUCCCCUCAGUGGCCUCACCUCUCUGUGCCUCAGUGUCUUACCUGUCAUACUUCCGGUUCCUCCCAGAGGAGCUGUGAGGAUUAACACUCACUAACACUUGUCCCAAGCUUUGAACCUCUCAGGAAACAGCUGGAAGGGAUGGGGCAGGGGAGGAAGGAGCCUAACUUCCAUCCACAACAUUGGCAGACACCGGGCGAGUUCACCCCAUUUUUGGAUAGGGAGAUAAGCAAGAGGGGCCUGCAGGAAGUUUAAUAUUGAGAGUUUCCAAAAGCCAUCGGUGAGGUCUGGGAGAGCCACCAGCACAGCCUGCGGGCCUACUGGGUGCAGGGUCCAAGCUGACUGAGAAGAGACUGCCUAUUGAUGAUAGGGAGGAUUUCGGUGUAGCUGUGCUCAGUCAGUACCAGCUCUCCUCAGAUUCCCACAGCUGACAGCAGCCGGGGGUGUGGGGGUGGGGCACUGCCUCUGAGUCACCAAAGCCAGUCUUCUGCAUUGUUUCUGAGAGCUUCCCUUUGCGGGAAGACCACAGGAAGCCUGGGAACUUGGAGGAGGAUUCCCUGAGUUUCCCAGGUCCAGUCUCCUUCCCAACCUGAGUCCAGGGCCCUCGGGGACUGGGAGGAACCUCUCUGUCUGAGUGUCAGCCUCCAAAGGACACACGGCAGACACCAGGACUCGCAGGGUCAACCUCUGGAGUAGAAUCCAGCUUGGCUCAGGCUCUACAUCCCUGAGUGUUUAUAACACGCAUUCCCCUGCCCCUGGAAUCCUGAAGCUACUGAGCCCUUAGCCCAGCAAAGAGAGGGGAAGAAGGCCCUCUUCUAAUUGAAGCCAGCUGUCACUUUUACACCAAGUCCCCAAAGGGUGACAAAGCUUCUGGAGCCAGGAGGAUACUGAGCCUUCCUGGAAAUGUCGCUGGCGAUGUGGGCUCCUUGCCAGGGCCAAGGUCUAGGUAGGGAAGAGACUCACACUUUCUUCCCACGGGCUCGGAGGCCCACAGCACCUGAAGGCUCCUUCCCAAUGGACUCUGGGCUUCAUUCCUGGGCACCUCUGUCAGUCUCCAUCCACAUCCAGUGUCACUUUUAGCAGAUUCUGUCUUGACUCCUCACCACAGGAUGCAGGGGUUGUCAGGGGACUAGAGUCAGAGUGGAGAGAGGGGCUCUCUCCUAAGCCCAGCCUGCAUAGGGCACUUAGAACAGGGAACCCCGCCAAAGACUGAGGUCAUGAAAAGGGGUGGGGUCCUGGCAGAUGUAAAUUCGGAAGGCAGGAUCACGAUGAAGAACUGUACGAGAAUUAUGACAGCCCUUCCCAGAAGGCCAAGGACCACGUCACAGGUUGUGGGGGAACGUGGCUCCUGAGUGGUGGCACCUUCUGGGUGUCACUUUACAGAAGCCAGCAUGGAUGGUGACGAUGUCCCUGACCCAUGGAGGGUUUGUAAAAUGCACGGCAAAUGAACAGUGAACUGCAGUGUCCCACGCCUUCCCAGAGGAAAUUUUAACAAUGUAACAAUAAAUGCUUGA